Messenger RNA from Rasamsonia emersonii CBS 393.64, 1053 nucleotides. Its product is annotated as [Tau protein] kinase. Bases 1 to 1053 code for a protein of 350 amino acids. Gene Ontology annotation, molecular function: protein serine/threonine/tyrosine kinase activity; ATP binding; protein serine/threonine kinase activity. The record is from RefSeq and is a predicted model, not a curated record. Gene Ontology annotation, cellular component: cytoplasm. Gene Ontology annotation, biological process: signal transduction; protein phosphorylation. NCBI's taxonomy places the organism in Eukaryota, Fungi, Ascomycota, Eurotiomycetes, Eurotiales, Trichocomaceae. The transcript has 6 exons.
AUGUCCCCCAGCGGGGAGGAUGCCGCCAUCAAGAGAGUGCUCCAAGACAAGCGGUUCAAGAAUCGCGAGUUACAGAUCAUGCGAAUUGUGCGCCAUCCAAACAUCGUGGAGCUAAAGGCCUUUUAUUAUUCUAAUGGGGAGAGGGAUGAAGUCUACCUGAACCUGGUUCUUGAGUAUGUGCCGGAGACGGUUUAUCGAGCGUCGCGCUACUUCAACAAAAUGAAGACCACGAUGCCGAUGAUCGAGGUCAAGCUUUACAUCUACCAAUUGUUCCGGUCUCUUGCCUACAUCCAUUCUAGGGGGAUAUGCCACAGGGACAUCAAACCCCAGAAUCUCUUACUGGAUCCGACCACGGGUGUGCUCAAGCUCUGCGACUUUGGCUCUGCCAAGAUCCUGGUCGAGAACGAGCCCAAUGUGUCCUACAUCUGCUCACGCUACUACCGGGCGCCGGAGUUGAUCUUCGGCGCAACCAACUACACAACAAAAAUCGGUAAUUAUCUCCUUUCACUUCCCAGCUCGGAUGUGUGGUCCACUGGUUGCGUGAUGGCCGAACUCAUGCUGGGACAACCUUUGUUCCCAGGCGAAUCUGGAAUCGAUCAAUUGGUUGAGAUCAUCAAGGUCUUGGGAACUCCGACUCGGGAGCAGAUUCGGACGAUGAAUCCGAAUUACAUGGAACACAAGUUCCCUCAGAUCAAGCCCCAUCCCUUCAACAAGGUUUUCCGCAGGGCCCCUCCUGAAGCAAUCGACUUGAUUUCGGCGCUCCUAGAAUAUACUCCAACACAGCGACUGCGUGCGAUCGAAGCAAUGUGCCACCCCUUCUUCGAUGAACUAAGGGAUCCGAACACGCGCCUCCCUGACUCCCGCCAUCCCAACAACCCGCCCCGAGAGCUUCCUAAUCUCUUCGAUUUUUCACGUCACGAACUAUCCAUGGCACCCGAGUUGAACAGCCGGCUGGUCCCUCCUCACGCUCGUGCUGCGCUUGAGGCUAAAGGCCUCGAUAUUGACAACUUCACGCCUAUCCCGCCGGAAGAGAUGCGUGCUCACCUUGAUUGA